This is a messenger RNA of Spodoptera littoralis (African cotton leafworm), 742 nucleotides long. NCBI's taxonomy places the organism in Eukaryota, Metazoa, Arthropoda, Insecta, Lepidoptera, Noctuidae. The record is from the annotation of a GenBank genome assembly.
CUUCACACUCACCAAUCUGUCCAUGGAGGAGAGGUUAUUGGCGAGGAUGAAUGAGAUCAAUGAACAGAUUAAGGCAGCCGGCCCUGGUAAGGAUACAGUGGCCAAGAUAGCAAAGGAGUUUCGAGUCUUCCGGGUGUUGGUCUAUAAAAUUUUGGGCACGCUUCGGAGACAAAUCUCAGAGUGCUGCAAGUGUUCUGAUGAACAGGAGACGCGGCACCGACGGAAAGAUUUGGUGUUUAUGGGUAUACCCAAAGUUAAGGAUGAAGACUGCAGUAAGGUAGUACUGGAAAUUAUUAACACCAGGCUACAACUCAAUCUUCCAUUGUCUGCAAUCAAGGCAAGCCGUAGACUGGGAGCAAGCACUAAAGAUCUUCCUAGACCAAUUCUGGUGCGGUUCACAACCAUUGGAAAUAAGGCUUUGGUCUGGCGAGCUAAAACUGGUCUUCGGGGUUCUAAAAUAUCUGCGCGUGAGUUUUUAACACGAUCCAGACAGGAGUUGUUUGUCAAGGCGCGCCAUCACUUCGGCAUGCGUGCUUGUUGGACGCAGGAUGGCAAUAUCUUCCUGAAGACAGCAGACGGCACUAAGCAUAAGGUAAAAUGCUCUGGGGAUCUAAGUCCUCUCCUCAGCAAAUACUCGAAGGUGGUGGGAGUGCCGAAGCCUGCAGCCGGGCGUGGGGAAGCAAGCGCGGUGAGCCUUGUAGAUUUGUUUGUAUUUUUCUUUCUACAUUGCUUUUUCAAGUGA